Centruroides sculpturatus (bark scorpion) is the source of this 1668-nucleotide messenger RNA. Its product is annotated as chitotriosidase-1-like. Gene Ontology annotation, molecular function: chitinase activity; chitin binding. The coding region runs from base 209 to 1624 and encodes 471 amino acids. Lineage: Eukaryota; Metazoa; Arthropoda; Arachnida; Scorpiones; Buthidae. Gene Ontology annotation, cellular component: extracellular region. The record is from RefSeq and is a predicted model, not a curated record. Gene Ontology annotation, biological process: chitin catabolic process; carbohydrate metabolic process. The transcript has 8 exons.
ACCAGAGAGGGCCAGAAAAAGUCAGUCGUUGUCCGUCCUUCCGACAAAGGAAACCCCGCACCGAAUACUCCCGGAAUAUCGUCGACCAGUGCCAUUUGGAAACCUUGUGCCAUCAUUGUGCUAGUGGAUAUUAUAUUAGAACUAAUCACCAUCGAAACUAUUAUCAAACAACGAGAGCUCCAUCGGGAGAUCAUCUUUUAUCACCAGAAUGUGGAAAAUAAUCUUUACAAUUAUUUUGGCUAUGAUUAUGCAAACAAGUACUGCCCGUAGAGCCCAAAACAACAAAUCUUAUAAAUUAGUUUGUUAUUUCGGUAGUUGGGCCAACUACCGGAGUGAAGAAGGAAAAUUUGUAAUAGAAGAUAUUGACCCACAUAUUUGUACGCAUUUGAUUUAUGGCUUUGCUAAGCUAAAUAUCGACAACACGAUAGCUGCUAACGAUCCAAAUUUGGAUUUGAAGGAAAACGGUGGUCUUGGCGCCUAUCAAAGAUUUAACGGAUUGAAAAGAAGAAAUCCAAAUUUAACCACAAUGUUGGCAGUUGGAGGUCGGAGUGAAGCAUCUGUAAAAUAUUCCAAUAUGGCUUCUAAACCAGCAUCUAGAAAAAAAUUUGUUGAUAGUUGUGUAAACUUCUUAUUGGAGAACAAUUUUAAUGGUUUGUAUUUGGAUUGGGAGUUUCCUAGUAUUGGAGGAGGAAAGCCAGAAGACAAACGAAAUUUUAUUUAUCUUUUGGAGGAUUUAAAAAAUGCCUUAAAACCUCGUGGUCUUAUAUUGACAGCUGCUGUAUCUGCAGUAAAAUAUACAAUUGACAACGCAUACGAUAUUCCUGCGAUGGCUAAACAUUUAGAUUUUAUCAAUUUAAUGACUUACGAUUAUCAUGGUUUUUGGGAAAAUGUUACUGGACAUCAUGCUCCACUUUAUGCUCGUCCAGAAGAGUCCCAUAAUCAGAGAGAACUGAAUGUGAAUUUUUCAGUUAAUUAUUGGUUACAAAAUGGAUUUCCUAGUGAUAAACUUAUACUUGGAAUAGGUUUGUAUGGCCGAUCUUUUACCUUGAAAAGUGCUAAUAGCAGUAGUCUAGGUGCACUUGCUACUGGAAAAGGAAUGCCAGGUCCAUUUCUAAAAGUGGGAGGCAUUUUGGGUUAUAAUGAGAUAUGCAAAUUUGUUAAAGAAGCAAAUUGGAAAGUGCAAUGGGUCGAAUCAAUUAGAUUACCAUAUGCUUUUAAAGGUCGACAAUGGGUAGGAUACGAAGAUUGGAGAAGUAUUGCAAUAAAAGUCGAUUAUCUAAAAUCGAAAGAACUAGGUGGCGCAAUGGUAUGGUCUAUCGAAACAGAUGACUUUCGAGGAACGUGUCACAAAAGAAAAUUUCCUCUUUUAACUGUUAUUCAGAGAAAAUUAAAUCUCACGGGGUCAUUUAGAAAUAAUCCAAAUGGACCUAAAGAUGAUUUUACAUGUAAUAGUGUAGGUUAUUACUCUUAUCCUGGUAACUGCCAAUUUUUUAUUCAGUGCUUUAUUGAAGGGGAUGAUUUCAGAAAGGUAACAAAUCGUUGUGCAUCGGGUACAGUAUUCGAUCCAAAACUUGGUAACUGCAAUUAUCCUUAUUUAGUUCCAGGAUGUGAGAAAUUCGGUUAAUAUAUUUUGUUUCGUGAAUUAUUAAAUGAAAAAUUUGAUUAUUA